CACUCUUUUCAAUUUAUUUAUGUAUUUUCACAAUUUCAUGCCAGCUGUGUUACGUGUUCCUUCCUCAGAUAUUGAUGAGUGUGCCGGAUUGACCGUCUGUGGCCCUGAUUCAGUUUGCCACAACACACUGGGAGAUUAUACCUGUACAUGUCAGCUGGGAUACACACCGUUUCAACCGCUCCUGGAGCCCAACAUCAUCAACGACUGUGUUGAUGCUAACGAGUGUUUCCAAGAUCUCACCCUCUGUGGUCCUGAUGCCGACUGCACAAACACAUUAGGAUCUUACACCUGCGAAUGCUUCACUGGUUUUCUGCUCAACAACCCAGUUGUGACAGCCAGCAUUGUUAACCCAUGCACAGAUAUAGAUGAGUGCACUGACACACCUGGUGUAUGUGGUGAACUAACUGGCUGCGUUAAUGUACCGGGGACCUUCAAUUGCUUUUGUCAGAAUGGAUUCUACCCUUCAACUGGAGUUUUGUGGAAAUCGCUCGUUACAUUUUGUCGAAGUCUUCCGGACAUUUUAGAUGAGUUAACCCCCAAAAAGGAUAAGACGAAAGAAAAAGCUUUUCUUGAAAGUAUUGAUCAACAACUGCAAGACAAUGAGGACGUUAGUUUAACAGAUGCAACUGUGGAAAACGUCUUCGCAGCAUCUAUGGAAUUGGCAGGUGUUGGACAACAUCCCGGGUCAGUGAAGCCGGGUAGCGAAGGAGACGGGGACACCGGCAGUACGAUCCUGGGCAUCGCACACCGUGUGGUGUCUAAUCUCGUGGGGCCAGAUCGGAGAAAUAGUGAGAAAUCUUUGAAGACUUCAAUAUUGGAUUUAAAUAUUCAAACUAUCAUGGUUGGAGACAACACUACAGAGAGCUAUUCGCUAUUCGCUAAUGGAAACAUCGUACAGAUCAACCUGAAAGCUUUGGCCAAAAAUAACGACGGUUAUGCAGCAGCUGCCAUAAUGGUAAUAGAUGGGAUGGAGAGUCUCCUCAGUCAUCAGUACUUUGAAACGGAGAACAAGACAGAGAUGAACUCUGAUGUCAUCACUGCAAUUUUAUUAGGAAUGAAAAACACCACCCUCACUGAGCCCGUCAACUUUACCAUCCAACAUAAGAAGGCAGUACCUGAAUCUGGUUUGGUGUCCUGUGUGUACUGGGAGGAAAAGACAGAGGAGACAGGAGUGGGAAAAGAAACAAUAACAGAAGGCGAAAAGAACAAAACCAAGAGCUGGUCAGUAGAGGGCUGUUGGGUUGCCUACACAGAUGAAAACUACACACUGUGCAGGUGCUCCCAUCUAUCCACGUUUGCCCUCAUCAUGCAGAUUGGGGAGGUAUUACAUAUAUCUAUGUGUGUGUGUGUGUAUGAAUAUGCAUUUGCUAAUAAAUGCUCCCACACACAUGGCCAGGUUGAUGACAGUAUGUGUUUGCACGUGUUGCCGUGUCUUUUUCAGCCGCCACCAGAGGAUCCUUUUCUCGAUUGGCUCAACCAAGUCUGUGUGAUUAUCGGACUAUUCUUCCUUGUUUUGGCCAUCUUGACCUUCCUCCUGUGUAGCUUCAACCCCAAGAUCAACAACACAGCCCGUCUUCACAUCUGCCUCAACCUUUUCUUCUCCCAUCUGCUGAUGCUGUGGCUCGACAAAUACGUUGAACAAGAGAUUGCCUGCACCGUCAUGCCGGGGCUUCUCCACUACUUAAUUCUAGCGGGUUUUGUGUGGAUGCUGCUGGAGGCGAUCCAGCUCUACCUGCUGGUCCGGAGACUGACAAAGGUACAGGUCAUCCAGAGGAUCGGCUUGCCAAGACCACUGCUCUACCUGAUUGGCUACGGCGUCCCAUUGGUGAUUGUGGGUAUUUCUGCACUGGUAUUUUCUGACGGAUAUGGUGUUACUGAAGCAGAGGUGUGCUGGCUCUCCAGAAAGCGCAAUUUCAACUGGGCUCUAACAGGCCCCGUGAUCGCUAUCCUUGGACUUAAUUGGAUAUUGUUCUGUGCCACUCUAUGGAGUCUGAAGAGCACACUGAUCAGCAUGAAAAGUGGUGUUUCUGAAUCCAAAGACACCAGGGUUAUCGUGUUCAAGAUCCUGGCCCAGUUUGUCAUACUGGGCUGUACCUGGAUUCUGGGCCUGUACCAGACAAACCUUUUCUUCCAGAUACUCUUCAUCGUUCUUAACUCCCAGCAGGGCACCUUCCUCUUCAUCGUCCACUGUCUGCUCAACAAGGAGCUCAGAGAGGAAUACAAGAAAUGGCUGUCCUUUUGUUUCAGUAAGCCCAAAGAAAAAGGAUCUGUGAAAAAUGCUCGGUCGGUCUCCGAGGACAUGGCAGAAGGCUGAAGAGCAGACGGGCUCAUGGUGAUGAUUGAACAUCGCACAAAAGAGACGUACGGCAGCGAGGAGACGUGCACGCCGUGUCCACUUUGAAUGACUUUCAUUAGUUGUUAUAUAUUAUUAUUUUAUUGUUUUCAUAAAAUGUACUUGUGUGUGCGCAUGUGUACCUCAUCGGUUUCAACUAUUAUUUAUCGCCUCACCUUCUGGUUUCACAAUACCUUUAAAAUAAAUGAUGAAUUAUUUCCGUGUUCGAAUGAAGGUUUGUUUAGGGUUCGUUCUAUAGGUCACGUUUGUUGACAUCCUGAUAAUAAUAAUCAUUUUGCACAUAGAUUAUGAUUGGCUGGUAAAAGCUAAUGACAACCACUGCAUUAUGUGUGUGUGAGACAUGAGCAACGCAUCGGAUCCAUCCUUUCUGACCACUUCUGUUUCAUUUGUUAUGAAUGGAGCCAACAUGCGUUUACUCAAAUCAGAGUGAAGGAAUGCUGCUCGCUGUUAGCUCUGCUUAGCGCCAGUGGGUUGCUCUAUGUUCUUGUAAAUAUAGCAAGAUCUGGUGGGCCGUCCAAAGGUUUUCACAAAUGUAAGCUCUGUGUUUCUACCAUCAAUCACUCCACAGAUGGCUCUAGGAUGACAUAUACACUACCGUUCAAAAGUUUGGGGUCACUUAGAAAUGUCUUUAUUUUUCAAAGAAAAGCACUGUUUUUUCAAUAAAGAUAACAUUAAAUUAAUCAAAAAUACACACUAUACAUUGUUAAUGUGGUAAAUGACUAUUCUAGGUGGAAACGUCUGGUUUCUAAUGAAAUAUCUCCAUAGGUGUAUAGAGGCCCAUUUCCAUCAACUAUCACUCCAGUGUUCUAAUGGUACAUUGUGUUUGCUAAUCGCCUUAGAAGACUAAUAUCUGAUUAGAAAACCCUUGUGCAAUUAUGUUAGCACAGCUGAAAACAGUUAUGCUGGUGAUAUAAGCUAUACAACUGGCCUUCCUUUGAGCUUGAAGUUUGAAGAACAAAAUUAAUACUUCAAAUAUUAAUCAUUAUUUCUAACCUUGUCAAUGUCUUGACUAUAUUUUCUAUUCAAUUUUCAAUUCAUUUGAUAAAUAAAAGUGAGUUUUCAUGGAAGACACGAAAUUGUCUGGAUGAUCCCAAACUUUUGAACGGUAGUGUACAUUGUAUUUUGUUAACUCAUCUGUAUAUAUUAAGUGCUUUGACGAUUGUGGGUUACUUUGUUUUGAGUGUAAAAUAAACCGUUGUUUUCUCUGA
This is a messenger RNA of Pseudoliparis swirei, 3561 nucleotides long. RefSeq names its product adhesion G protein-coupled receptor E2-like. The record is from RefSeq and is a predicted model, not a curated record. Gene Ontology annotation, molecular function: G protein-coupled receptor activity; calcium ion binding. The transcript has 16 exons. Gene Ontology annotation, cellular component: membrane. Lineage: Eukaryota; Metazoa; Chordata; Actinopteri; Perciformes; Liparidae. The coding region runs from base 20 to 2314 and encodes 764 amino acids. Gene Ontology annotation, biological process: cell surface receptor signaling pathway; adenylate cyclase-activating G protein-coupled receptor signaling pathway.